AUGGCCUCCGUGGUGGGCCGGCCGCUGUGGCCACCACCGGCCGCUGUGGCCACCACCGGCCACUGUGGCCACCACCGGCCGCUGUGGCCACCACCGGCUGCUGUGGCCAUCACCGGCCACUGUGGCCACCACCGGCCACUGUGGCCAUCACCGGCCGCUGUGGCCACCACCGGCCGCUGUGGCCACCACCGGCCGCUGUGGCCACCACCGGCCGCUGUGACCACCACCGGCCGCUGUGGCCACCACCGGCCGCUGUGGCCAUCACCGGCCACUGUGGCCACCACCGGCCGCUGUGGUCACCACCGGCCGCUGUGGCCACCACCGGCCGCUGUGGCCAUCACCGGCCGCUGUGGCCACCACCGGCCGCUGUGGCCACCACCGGCCGCUGUGGCCACCACCGGCCGCUGUGGCCAUCACCGGCCGCUGUGGCCAUCACCGGCCGCUGUGGCCACCACCGGCCACUGUGGCCACCACCGGCCGCUGUGGUCACCACCGGCCGCUGUGGCCACCACCGGCCGCUGUGGCCAUCACCGGCCGCUGUGGCCACCACCGGCCGCUGUGGCCAUCACCGGCCGCUGUGGCCACCACCGGCCGCUGGCAUUGUGUGCGUGUGCCCGGGCCUCGCCACCCUCCCGUGUGCCCCGGACCUCGCCACCCUCCCGUGUGCCCCGGACCUCGCCACCCUCCCGUGUUGCCCCGGACCUCGCCACCCUCCCGUGUGCCCCGGACCUCGCCACCCUCCCGUGUGCCCCGGGCCUCGCCACCCUCCCGUGUGCCCCGGACCUCGCCACCCUCCCGUGUGCCCCGGACCUCGCCACCCUCCCGUGUGCCCCGGACCUCGCCACCCUCCCGGGUGCCCCGGGCCUCGCCACCCUCCCGUGUGCCCCGGACCUCGCCACCCUCCCGUGUGCCCCGGACCUCGCCACCCUCCCGUGUGCCCCGGACCUAGCCACCCUCCCGUGUGCCCCGGGCCUCGCCACCCUCCCGUGUGCCCCGGACCUCGCCACCCUCCCGUGUGCCCCGGACCUCGCCACCCUCCCGUGUGCCCCGGACCUCGCCACCCUCCCGUGUGCCCCGGACCUCGCCACCCUCCCGUGUUGCCCCGGACCUCGCCACCCUCCCGUGUGCCCCGGACCUCGCCACCCUCCCGUGUGCCCCGGACCUCGCCACCCUCCCGUGUGCCCCGGACCUCGCCAACCUCCCGUGUUGCCCCGGACCUCGCCACCCUCCCGGGUGCCCCGGACCUCGCCAUCCUCCCGUGUGCCCCGGGCCUCGCCACCCUCCCGUGUGCCCCGGGCCUCGCUACCCUCCCGUGUGCCCCGGGCCUCGCCACCCUCCCGUGUGCCCCGGACCUCGCCACCCUCCCGUGUGCCCCGGGCCUCGCCACCCUCCCGUGUGCCCCGGGCCUCGCCACCCUCCCGUGUGCCCCGGGCCUCGCCACCCUCCCGUGUGCCCCGGGCCUCGCCACCCUCCCGUGUUGCCCCAGGCCUCGCCACCCUCCCGUGUGCCCCGGGCGUCGCCACCCUCCCGUGUGCCCCGGGCCUCGCCACCCUCCCGUGUGCCCCGGACCUCGCCACCCUCCAGUGUGCCCCGGGCCUCGCCACCCUCCCUUCUGGAAAAAAAACCUGUGGAGAACAGAGAAUCACUUCUAAAUGGCUGCAUAGAAAUUUCAAAUGUUUUAAAAAAUUUGUCGAUGACACUCAGGUAGAAUCAGACUCUGCGCCGGAGCUGAGGGCGCUGUCGGCGCCGAGGUCGGGCGCGGUCUUGGCGUGGGGGUCGGGCGCGGUCUCUGAGCCAGGUUUGGGCAAAGAGAAACAAACAAAACAAGGACCCAAAACCUCUGGAUAUUAUAAAUAA
Molecule: messenger RNA, 1857 nt
Organism: Procambarus clarkii (red swamp crayfish)
Lineage: Eukaryota; Metazoa; Arthropoda; Malacostraca; Decapoda; Cambaridae
Source: RefSeq, a predicted model, not a curated record